Messenger RNA from Hansenula anomala, 5337 nucleotides. It is a transcript of the gene CHC1, whose product is annotated as clathrin heavy chain. Gene Ontology annotation, molecular function: structural molecule activity; clathrin light chain binding. Gene Ontology annotation, cellular component: clathrin coat of trans-Golgi network vesicle; actin cortical patch; clathrin coat of coated pit. The record is from RefSeq and is a predicted model, not a curated record. The transcript has a single exon. Lineage: Eukaryota; Fungi; Ascomycota; Saccharomycetes; Phaffomycetales; Wickerhamomycetaceae. Gene Ontology annotation, biological process: intracellular protein transport; receptor-mediated endocytosis; Golgi to endosome transport. The coding region runs from base 248 to 5239 and encodes 1663 amino acids.
GUCCUCUACACGAUCUCUUUAGCUAAGCAGUCGCCCGCCCUUUCCACCCUAAUCUAGAAUUUUGUGUGGGCGCUGGCAAAAUUAGGGGCUGCUAGCAAAAAAACACGACAACGAAUCUACCGAAUCAACACAGUUAUCGAAGUUCAACAAAAAUUCAAGUCGAUUAAGUCAAAUUAUAAUUCAAUUACAAAGUUUUAAGCUCAGUUGUAUCGGUCGAAUUGCUUCAAAGAUUUUUUAAACAUACAACAUGAGUGACAUUCCAAUUGAAUUCACAGAGUUGGCUGAUUUGACCUCUCUUGGGAUAAAUCAACAAUCACUCGAAUUCAGAUCAACAACUUUGGAAAGUGAUCGUUAUGUCGUUGUUAGGGAGCAAGUCAAUGGUACAAAUACUGUUGCCAUUGUUGAUUUGCAAAACAACAACCAGGUCACUAGAAAAAACAUGACUGCCGAUAAUGCUAUUUUACACCCUUCACAAUUUAUCAUUUCAUUAAGAGCUAAUGGUACAACUUUACAGAUCUUUAACUUACAAACUAAAGAAAAGCUAAAGUCUUUCAACACUGAUGAACCAGUUAUCUUUUGGAAAUGGCUUAAUGAUGAACAAUUGGGUUUGGUUACUGCCUCAUCUAUUUACACUUGGAAUGUUUUUGAUGGCCAACCUUCAUCAGGCCCAACUAAAUUGACUACAAGACAUGCCAAUUUAAACAAUGCUCAAAUCAUUAAUUUUGUUGCUAAUGCCAACUUUGAUUGGUUUGCCGUUGUUGGUAUUACUCAAGAAAAUGGUCGUAUCGCUGGUAAAAUUCAACUUUACUCUAAACAAAGAAAUGUUUCACAAGCUAUUGAAGGUCAUGUUGCAAAUUUCAGCUCAAUAACUUUGGAAAAUGCUAGUUCUCCAACUCAAGUGUUUGUUUGUGGUAAUAGAACUGCUACUGCGGGACAAUUACACAUCAUCGAAAUCGAUCAUGACAACAAUAACCCACCAUUUCAAAAGAAAACAGUUGACAUUUUCUUCCCUCCAGAUGCUGUAAAUGAUUUCCCAAUUAGUUUACAAAUCUCUAAGAAAUACGGUAUCAUUUAUUUGUUGACCAAAUAUGGUUUCAUCCAUUUAUAUGAUUUAGAAAGUGGUCAAAACUUGUUCGUCAACAGAAUUACUGCCAUUCUAGUUUUCAUUGCUUCAAGUUAUGAUGAUCGUAACGGUAUCUUGGCUAUCAACAAAAAUGGUCAAGUUUUGGCUGUUGAAAUUUCAAAAGAUAAAUUGAUUCCAUACGUUUUGAACAAAUUGGCUAAUGUCCCAUUAGCUUUAUCAUUGGCUUCAAGAGGUGGUUUACCAGGUGCUGAAAACUUGUUUUUGCAACAAUUUGACACUUUAUUGAAUCAAGGUGAUUACUCAAAUGCUGCUAAAGUUGCUGCAUCUUCAGAACAAUUGAGAACACCAACCACUAUUCAAAAAUUGAAAAAUAUUCAAGCCCCACCAGGUUCUAUCUCUCCAAUUUUACAAUAUUUUUCAACUUUAUUGGACAAAGGUCAAUUAAAUCAAUUUGAAACUAUUGAAUUAGCUAAACCAGUCUUACAACAAGAUCGUAAACAAUUGUUUGAAAAAUGGUUGAAGGAAGAUAAAUUGACCUCCUCAGAAGAAUUAGGUGAUAUUGUUAAACCAUUUGAUUUGAACUUAGCAUUAGCGAUUUACUUGAGAGCUAAAACUCAUCCAAAAGUUAUCUCUGCAUUAGCUGAAUCUGGUCAAUUUGAUAAAAUCUUGCCAUACAGUGAAAAAGUUGGCUAUCAACCAAACUUUAUUGUUUUGAUUUCAAACUUAUUAAGAUCAAAUCCAGAUAAAGCUUCGGAAUUUGCCAUUAGUUUAUUAAACUCACCAUCAACAAGCGAGCAAAUUGAAGUUGAAAAAAUUGCUGAUAUUUUCUUUAGUCAAAACUUUAUUCAACAAGGUACAUCAUUCUUAUUGGAUGCUUUGAAAGAUGAUUCCCCAAACCAAGGACAUUUACAAACAAGAUUAUUGGAAAUCAACUUACUACAUGCUCCACAAGUUGCUGAUGCUAUUCUUGGUAACGAUAUGUUCCAUCAUUAUGAUAAACCAACUAUUGCACAAUUGGCAGAAAAGGCUGGUUUAUAUCAAAGAGCUUUGGAAAACUACUCAGAUAUCAAAGACAUCAAGAGGGUUAUUGUCAACACAAACGCUAUCCCAGCUGAUUGGUUAGUUUCAUACUUUGGUAAACUAAAUGUUGAACAAUCUUUGGUUGCCUUGAGAGAAUUGUUGGACAGAAACAUUGCUCAAAAUUUACAAAUUGUUAUCCAAGUCGCCACCAAAUAUUCUGAUUUAUUGGGUUCUGCUACUUUGGUCAAAUUGUUCGAAGAGUUCCGUUGUCAUGAAGGUUUGUACUACUACUUGGCUUCUAUUGUUAACUUAACUGAUGACAAAGAUGUUGUUUUCAAAUAUAUUCAAUCUGCUUCAAAAUUGGGCCAAGUCAAAGAAAUUGAGCGUGUUGUUAAAGAUAACAAUGUUUAUGAUCCAGAAAAAGUUAAAAACUUUUUGAAAGAUGCCAAUUUACAAGAUCAAUUGCCAUUGAUUAUUGUUUGCGACCGUUUUGAUUAUAUUCAUGAUUUGAUUUUGUACUUGUACAAACAUCAAUUUUUCAAGUUUAUUGAAGUUUAUGUUCAACAAGUUAACCCAUCAAAAACUCCACAAGUUGUUGCUGCUUUGUUAGAUGUUGAUUGUGACGAAAAAGUUAUCCAAAACUUGAUUCAAAGUGUCCUUGGUCAAGUUCCAAUUGCUGAGUUAACUGCUGAAGUUGAAAAGAGAAACCGUUUGAAGUUAUUAUUACCAUUCCUAGAAGCUACUUUGAAUGCUGGCUCUCAAGAUCAAGCUGUUUUCAACACUUUAGCUAAAAUCUACAUCGAUUCAAACAACAAUCCAGAAAAGUUUUUGAAAGAAAAUGACUCUUAUGAUACUUUAGAAGUUGGUCAUUACUGUGAGAAGAGAGAUCCAUAUCUUGCAUACAUAGCUUAUGAAAGAGGUGCUAAUGAUGAUGAAUUAAUUAGAAUCACCAAUGAAAACUCUAUGUACAAAUAUCAAGCUAGAUACUUAUUGAAAAGAUCUGAUUUGAACUUAUGGAACAAAGUUUUGAGUGAAGAAAACAUUCACAGAAGACAAUUAAUUGAUCAAGUUGUUGGUACUGCUGUUCCAGAAUUGACUGAUCCAGAACCUGUUUCAUUGACAGUUAAAGCUUUUAUGGAUAAUGGAUUAACUCUAGAGUUGGUUGAAUUGCUAGAAAAGAUCAUUUUAGAGCCAUCACCAUUCAAUGAUAACCCAUCAUUACAAGGUUUGUUAUUAUUAACUGCUAUUAAAGUUGAACCAACUAAGGUUAGCUCAUACAUUGAGAAAUUAGACCAAUUUGAUCCAAAUGAAAUUGGUACCCUAUGUACUGAAGCUGGUUUACAUGAAGAAGCUUUUGAAAUUUAUGACAAGAAUAAAUUGCACUCUCAAGCAUUGAAAGUUUUAGUUGAAGAUAUCUUGUCUUUGGACAGAGGUGAGACUUAUGCUGAAAAGAUUGGUGAAUCACAAUUAUGGAGUCAAUUAGGUACUGCUCAAUUAGAUGGUUUGCGUAUUCCAGAAGCUAUUGAUUCAUACAUCAAAGCUGGUGAUGCUUCAAACUUUGAAUCCGUUAUUGAUAUUGCUGAUUCUGCUGGUAAAUUUGAAGAGUUGAUCAAAUUCUUAUUGAUGGCUAGAGAACAUUACAAGGAACCAAAGAUUGAUGGUGAGAUUGUCGUUGCAUAUGCUGAGCUUGGUAAAUUGAAUGAAAUUGAAUCAUUUUUGAAUGGCUCAAAUGUCGCUGAUUUAAAUGAAGUUGGUGAUAAAUUAUAUGAUCGUAAAGAUUAUAAAGCUGCUAAACUAUUGUAUUCAUCAGUUUCAAAUUACUCAAAAUUGGCAAGUACUUUAGUUUUCUUGGAUGAUUACCAAUCAGCUGUUGAAUGUGCUAGAAAGGCUAGUAACACUAAGGUCUGGAAGCAAGUUAAUGACGCAUGUCUCGAACAUAAAGAAUUCCGUUUGGCUCAAAUUUGUGGUUUGAACUUGAUUGUCCAUGCUGAAGAGUUGAGUGAAUUAGUUGAAAAAUAUGAAAGUGAAGGUUACUUUGAUCAAUUGAUUUCAUUAUUUGAAGCUGGUUUAGGUUUAGAAAGAGCUCAUAUGGGUAUGUUUACAGAGUUGGCUAUUUUAUACACCAAGUACAACCCAUCAAAAACCUUAGAACACUUGAAAUUAUUUUGGUCAAGAAUCAACAUUCCAAAAGUUAUUAGAGCAACUGAAACUGCACACUUAUGGCCAGAAUUGAUCUUUUUAUAUGCUCAUUAUGAUGAAUGGGAUAAUGCUGCUUUGACCAUGAUUGAAAAAGCCGCUUCAAGUUUUGAUCAUUCUUCUUUCAAAGAAAUUAUUGUCAAGGUUGCUAACUUAGAAAUUUACUACAAAGCUAUAAAUUUCUAUGUCAACGAACAUCCAUCUUUGAUCACUGAUUUAUUGACUGUUUUGACCCCAAGAAUUGAUAUUCCAAGAGUUGUAAGACUAUUCCAAAAAUCAGAUAAUUUACCAUUAAUUAAACCAUUCUUGGUUAGUGUUUUGGACAAAAAUAACUCUGUUGUUAAUGCCGCUUACCAUGAUUUGUUAAUUGAAGAGGAAGACUAUAAGACUUUGGGUACCGUUGUUGAUACACAUGACAAAUUUGAUUCAAUUGAUCUUGCUGCAAGAUUAGAAAAACAUGAUUUGAUUUUCUUCAGACAAAUUGCUGCUCGUUUAUACCGUAAAAACAAGAAAUGGAAUAAGGCUUUGUCAAUCUUGAAAACAGAUCAAUUGUGGAAAGAUGCCAUUGAAACUGCUGCUAUUUCCAAAUCAACUGAUGUUGCUGAAGACUUGUUGACUUAUUUCGUUGAAACUGGUAACAAUGAAUCAUUCAUUGCUUUGUUGUACAGUGCAUAUGAUUUAAUUCACUACGAUAAGGUCAUUGAAUUAGCUUGGUUACAUGACUUGAAUGAUUACAUUAAACCAUACCAAAUUGCUGUUGAAAGAGAAAGAAGUGAUGGUUUGAAGAAAUUGUUGGAUGAUUUGAAAAUUAGAGACGAAGCUAAGCAAAAAGAUGAAGAACCAGUUUUAGGAAACCAAAGAUUGAUGAUCACUAAUGGUUCUCCUGCUACAGGUUUAGGAUAUCAACCAACUGGUCAGGGUUUUGGUAAUUCUUUCUGAUGGGUUGUUGAUGAGGUGAUAUUUCAAAAAAAAAAGCUAGAAGUUUAAAAGAAAUAUAUUUAUAUUAGUUUGUAUUGUUUGAAUAAAAUUGUGUCUUU